AAAACGAAAGCAAAAAAAUAGUGCAGACAGACAUACAUCUCUCUUCCCUUUGCAGAAGGGGUUUCUCUCCUGUGGACUCCAGGCUGAAGGCCCUGCUGUCAUGAUGCUGCACCCGGUCUUUCUGCAAACUGUCCCCCUGCUCCUGUUCGAUGUCCUCUUCCUCUCUUUGUUGAAUAAGGGCUGGCCCUCUUUGGCCCUCUUGGGGGUCCAAGCGGCUUGGCUUGAGGCCACUCUCCGCCUGCUGGCUCUCUGGGGGUCUUGGGGGCUGCUAUCUCUGGGCUGGCCCUCCCAGAUCCCCCCGGCAGUCCUGGCCACUGUGAGCCUGUUGCCCCCCUUCUAUCUGGCCGCGGGGCAUUGGGUGGGAGACCCACCUCUCCUGCUCUCUUCAGCCCCCUGGUCCUGGCUGCUGGUGGGCUAUGGGGCAGUGGGCCUGGCCCUUCUCAUCUGGGGGGUGCUGGGACAGGGGGGCACCACAGAGGAAAGCAAGGAAGGCGACCAGGCCACCCUCUGGAAGCUGGUGAAGCUCUUCCGUCCCGACACUCCAUAUAUUGCUGGGGCCUUUUUCUUCCUCACCAUGGCGGUGGUGGGUGAAACCUUCAUCCCCUACUACACGGGACGUUUGAUUGACAUCUUGGGCACCAAAUAUGACUCAGAUGCCUUCUCCUGGGCCAUCCUUCUUGUGUGCCUGGUGUCCCUUGGCAGUUCUCUGUCCGCCGGCUGCCGUGGGGGACUCUUUACACUCACCAUCUCCCGGAUGGUCAUCCGCAUGCGCAGCCUCCUCUUCUCAUCCCUACUGAGGCAGGACUUGGCUUUCUUCCAGGAGGUGAAAACAGGGGACCUGACCUCCCGCCUCUCCAAGGACACGACCAUGAUGAGCCGCUCAGUGCCCCUCAAUGCCAACAUCUUCCUGCGCAGCCUGAUCAAGGUGGUUGGACUGUAUGGGUUCAUGCUCAGUGUGUCCUGGCGCAUGACAGUGUUGUCGUUUGUUGAGACACCAAUCAUGUUGGCCAUCCAGAAGGUCUACGACACCCGUCACCAGGCCUUGUUACGGGAGAUCCAGGAUUCCAUAGCGCGUUCUGGAGAAGUGGUCCGUGAGACAGUCUCUUCCAUAGAGACAGUGCGCAGCUUUGCUACCGAGGAGGAAGAGUCACAGCGCUAUGACACAGCAUUGAAAGAGACCCACCGGCUGAAGAACCAGAGAGAUCUGGAGAGAGCAAUCUAUGUGCUUGUUCGGCGGUUAUUCCAUCUGGGCCUGAAAUUGAUGCUCCUUUACUGUGGAUACCAGCAGAUCCUUGCUGGUCUCAUAACCAAAGGGGACCUGGUUUCCUUCACCCUUUACCAGAUGGAAGUGGGGGACUACAUGCGGACCCUGAUGUAUAUAUAUGGAGAUGCCCUCAGCAAUGUGGGAGCUGCCAAAAAGGUCUUUGAGUACCUUCUUCGAGAGCCUUCAGUUCGCACAGAAGGGACUCUGGCCCCGGUCAUCCUCCAAGGACAUGUCUCAUUUAGAAAUGUUUCCUUCUCCUAUCCCUCCCGACCUGAUGUCCAGGUCUUAAAGAAUGUCUCCUUUGAGCUCCAACCUGGGGAGGUGACGGCAUUGGUGGGACUGAAUGGCAGCGGGAAGAGUACCUGUGUGGCUCUUCUGGAGCGGUUCUAUGAGCCCCAGUCGGGGGAGAUCCUGUUGGAUGGGAGUCCGAUCCAAGAGUAUGAGCACAAAUACCUCCACAGACAGGUAGCACUUGUGAGUCAAGAGCCCAUCCUUUUCUCUGGGUCUAUUCGGGACAAUAUCACUUAUGGGAUGGAGGGCUGUAGCAACGAGCAAGUGACUGCCGCAGCCAAAGAAGCCAAUGCUUUAGGAUUCAUCAGUGAGAUGGAAAGAGGGUUCAAUGCAGAUGUAGGGGAGAAGGGAGGGCAGCUGUCUGUGGGGCAGAAGCAGCGCUUGGCCAUUGCCCGGGCCCUGAUCCGUAACCCAAAGGUCUUGAUACUGGAUGAAGCCACAAGCGCCCUGGAUGUGGAGAGUGAAGCUGCGAUCCAGCAGUCAGUGCUAAACCGCCAAGCCCGGGCAGUGCUGGUGAUUGCUCAUCGGAUGCAGACAGUGGAGAACGCCCACAAGAUUGUGGUGCUGGAAGGUGGGAAGGUUGUCGAGGAGGGAACUCACUCCAAACUUAUGGACCAGAAGGGCCCCUACUACAGACUGGUACAAAGGAGCUCCUGCGAGUGACUGUGGAGUGGAGGGCAUUUUUGCAUCAAAUAAUAUGGUGUCCUUUCCUGUAUGCUAAGGACUUGUUUCGUGAGAUAUUGGCUAUUGAACAGUAUCUCUUAAAAGGAGAAAGUGGACUCCACAGGAACCAGGAAACAUUGGAGAGUAAUAAAAUGUUAAGACACUUAGGGAUAAGGUAUCCAGGUACACAUUUUGUGAAAUUUGGUGAGGAUGUCCAGAAGGAUUUAAUUGGGUUGUCUAUAUCUGUUUUAUGAAGGUAUAUUGUAGCACCUGCCCGACUAAAUUGAGAGAAAGAUGUUUGUAGCAUAAACUUGCAUAAACUGAGCUUCCUUCAUCUGAUGCUACAAAUUUACCAACAGGAUGAACUACAGAAAGAAUAAAAGCGUCUUUGGCUGAUACUUACUGCACAACA
This is a messenger RNA of Sceloporus undulatus (fence lizard), 2630 nucleotides long. It is a transcript of the gene TAP2, whose product is annotated as transporter 2, ATP binding cassette subfamily B member. Bases 101 to 2218 code for a protein of 705 amino acids. Gene Ontology annotation, biological process: transmembrane transport; antigen processing and presentation of endogenous peptide antigen via MHC class I. The record is from RefSeq and is a predicted model, not a curated record. NCBI's taxonomy places the organism in Eukaryota, Metazoa, Chordata, Lepidosauria, Squamata, Phrynosomatidae. Gene Ontology annotation, cellular component: endoplasmic reticulum membrane; TAP complex. The transcript is spliced from 12 exons. Gene Ontology annotation, molecular function: MHC protein binding; ATP binding; ATP hydrolysis activity.